This is a messenger RNA of Ostrinia furnacalis (Asian corn borer), 1775 nucleotides long. Its product is annotated as alpha-N-acetylgalactosaminidase. Gene Ontology annotation, biological process: glycoside catabolic process; oligosaccharide metabolic process. Gene Ontology annotation, cellular component: cytoplasm. NCBI's taxonomy places the organism in Eukaryota, Metazoa, Arthropoda, Insecta, Lepidoptera, Crambidae. Bases 109 to 1347 code for a protein of 412 amino acids. The transcript has 9 exons. The record is from RefSeq and is a predicted model, not a curated record. Gene Ontology annotation, molecular function: alpha-galactosidase activity.
UUUGUAAACAAACGUUUAUUUUUAUUAGUUUUUACCCGUUUUUAAUUAGUUUUUUAAUUGAUUUUCAGUUGUAGCGAUUAAACUUUCAUCGUUUAAUGACUGUGCAAAAUGUUACGUUUGUGUUUCUGUUGCGUGUUUUUCUUUAUUUUUUUGCCGAAUAAUGUGAAGUUAUUGGAUAACGGGCUGGCUCGUACGCCUCCUAUGGGGUGGAUGUCUUGGGGGUAUUAUAUGUGCGGAGAUCAUUGCGAGGAGCUGCCGGAAAAAUGUUUGGAUGAAAAGCUAAUACUAUCCGUAGUAGAUGCGUUCUACAACGAGGGUUACCAAGAAGCAGGUUUCGAGUACAUCAUCAUCGACGACUGCUGGUCGGAGCGGAAACGUGAUGAAAACGGUAGACUGGUCGCAGAUAAGAAGCGGUUUCCACGGGGGAUGAAAUUUAUCGCUGAUUAUAUACACGCACGCGGUCUAAAGUUCGGCAUGUACACCAACAUAGCUACUGUCACGUGCAUGCAAUACCCUGGUUCCUUCGGCCACUUCAGGACCGAUGCCAAGACCUUUGCGGACUGGGGAGUCGAUUACCUGAAGGUGGACGGAUGCUUCGUUGGAGAAGAUGUCCUGAAUAAUGCGUAUAUCAAGCUUGGCAGCCAAUUGAACGACACAGGCAGACCGAUGGUGUAUUCCUGUAGUUGGCCAUACUAUAUCCAGUAUAUUCACUCCAAAGUUCCAGACUUCGAAGCGAUAUCCCAGCAUUGCAACAUGUGGCGUAAUUACCACGACGUGCAGCUGUACUGGCCGGCUCUGAAGAUGAUCUUCAAGCACUUCGAGGACGAAUACGAAGAGCUGAGCCGACACCACGGGCCGGGGAAAUGGAACGACCCGGAUAUGCUAAUAUUCGGCACAGACACACUAACAGAGAGUCAAAGCCGGGUGCAGAUAGCAGUAUACGUGAUGCUCUCCGCUCCUUUAUUGCUCAGCUGUGAUAUGACCAAAAUAACGGCAUACGAGAAGAAACUGCUCCAGAAUCUCGACCUUAUGGCGGUGGGACAAGACCCAUUGGGCGUAAUGGCUAGGCCGCAUAAGCUACAAGAAAGCGUGACUUUAUGGGUAAAGCGCCAUCUACCGAUGAAAGGAAACAAGUUCCAUAGCUACUCAUUCGCUAUAGUCAAUGUGGAUAGUCAACCUCAUUUGAUUUAUUUCUUCCCCAAGAUAUAUGGCACGGAUUCUAAAGAUGGUUAUACAGUGAUGGAUAUAUUUUCAAGGGAUUUCAUAAAGAACGUAACUUUUCACGAGCCAAUUGAAGUCACAGUGCCACCUGAUGAUGUGAUUAUGUACACAUUUUUCCCACUGUAAGAUUUUUUAAACGAGUAUUAUUUAUAAAUAGUCAAAUUAAACUGCCUGUUUCCCUUGAUGAUAAAUGCCUUUAUAGCUUAACUGGAACUUAUCUGUCAGAUAAAGUUUUACGUUUGAUCUCAUGUGCCUUGGAUAGAGAUAUCUGGAAGAUAAAUACCUUUAUUGGUUAGGUAACGUUAUAUGUCAGUUAAUUAUCUGAAACAAUAUCAAGUUUAUAAAAUUGGCCUAUAUUUCUGUCCGUCCGUCUUACCUAACUUGAAGCGAUUUAUUUCUACAAAAGUUUUGGAACUUUAGAUCUAUAACAUAAGAUUCAAAAUCUAUAGAUAAUCUUGUUUUGUUUAGUACACCCGUACUUAAUAAAAGAUCUUAUUUUUAAUGUAAAUAGUGCAUAUUUUGCACGAUAUUGCUCACAAUACUUGUGAUAUUAG